AUGCAGUUAAAAUUUCGUGUCAAAAAUUUUUUUUUCGGGCACAAAAUGCUUCAUAUUCAUCUUAUUUUCCUACUUCUCACAUUAUCACCAUCCUUAUCAAUUGUAAUCGACUGCACUUAUGAUUACUAUGACUGGCGAACGGAAGCAAGCGAAAUAUUAACCCCAAUUGUGACAGAUUAUUCAUGCAUAGCUGAUGUUAAAGGAAUCAUAGUCUAUAAAGUGGUUACUGAGCUUUAUGGAGUUCAUGCUUUUGAGAAGGAGAACAAGGAUGUUAAAAUUGUCCAAAUUUCGAAUCAAAAUCUUCUUAAAAUGCCGAGAGAAUUGGAACUCUUUUUUCCAAAUAUUGAAGGAUUUUUCAUAAAUUUCUGCAAUUUGUCGUCGAUUAACAAAGAAGAUCUACAGCCUUAUAAAAAGCUGAAAUACUUUAGUGUGAGAAACAAUUUAUUUACAAGAAUUGAAGGAAACUUAUUCCAGUUUAGUCCAAAAUUACAAUUUGUAAGCUUUGGAUACAAUAAGAUUGGUGAAAUAGGAAAUUUCUUGUUAGAUAAAUUGAAUUAUCUUCAAAUAGCUUCAUUUAUUAAAAACAAAUGUAUCGAUAGAAUUGCAAUUAAUGAUACGAGUGCAAUCGGACAAAUUAAAAAGAAUUUUGUUGAAAAAUGUAAUCUGAAGUGA
Chironomus riparius is the source of this 672-nucleotide messenger RNA. The record is from the annotation of a GenBank genome assembly. NCBI's taxonomy places the organism in Eukaryota, Metazoa, Arthropoda, Insecta, Diptera, Chironomidae.